Messenger RNA from Betta splendens (Siamese fighting fish), 1520 nucleotides. RefSeq names its product growth hormone-regulated TBC protein 1-A-like. Bases 132 to 1172 code for a protein of 346 amino acids. NCBI's taxonomy places the organism in Eukaryota, Metazoa, Chordata, Actinopteri, Anabantiformes, Osphronemidae. The transcript is spliced from 8 exons. The record is from RefSeq and is a predicted model, not a curated record.
CCCAGACUGCUUUGUUGACAGCAGCCACUUCUUUUAUAAGAGCUGUUAAAAUAAAUAGUCUCCACGCUGCAGGUCGCGGGUGGAUUUGGAGCCACUGUGACUGCGGCAGGUGACGGACAAUCGAGAGGGAAAUGGCAGAAAACGAUGGUCAGCAUCUGACAAGUGUUAACGACGGUGAGGGCACGAUUGACCCCUAUGGCUUCGAGAGACACGAUGACUUUGAAUCCUACAAGAACAUGAUGAAUGAGUACGUAGCUGUCCUCAACAGAAGGUCCACGAGAUGGUCCAAGCUCCUUCAUGAGAAACCGCGUAUAGAGAAGAAUCUGACAGUGAAGAGGUACGUGCGUAAAGGUGUUCCUAACGAGCACCGGGCCAGGAUCUGGAUGGCAGCUAGCGGUGCCCAGGAGCAGCUGGAGAAAAGGCCGGGUUAUUACCAGUCGCUGCUGGCCAUGGAGCACGAUAGCAAGCUGAAAGAAACCAUCCACACAGAUAUGCACAGAACCUUUCCUGACAACGUCCUCUUCAAGAGCAAAGCAGAGCCGGGCCUGCAGGCGGUUCUGUACAACGUGCUGCUGGCCUAUGGUCACCACAAUAAAGCAGUGGGAUACUGUCAGGGCAUGAAUUUCAUAGCAGGCUACCUCAUUAUCAUCACCAAUGAUGAAGAGAAAUCCUUCUGGCUCAUGGACGCACUGCUGGGCAGAAUACUCCCAGACUACUACAGUCCGGCUAUGCUGGGCCUGAAGAUUGACCAGGAGGUUUUGGAGGAGCUGGUGAAAGUUAAAGCCCCUGCAGUAGGACAGCUAAUGGCCCAGUACCCCGGCAUAUGGACUCUGGUGGUGUCACGCUGGUUUAUCUGCCUUUAUAUUGACAUUCUCCCCAUUGAGACAGUUUUGCGGGUGUGGGAUUGUCUUUUCUAUGAAGGCUCCAAGGUUCUCUUCCGUGUUGCUUUGACUCUCAUCAUUCACCACCAGCCAGAGAUCCUGCGAGCGCGCUCUUUGCCCGAUGUGUGCGACUGCUUUAAGCAGAUUACCAGUGGAGCUUUCACUCUGGACUGCCACACCUUCAUGCAGAAAAUCUUUUCAGAACCUGGGAGACUUUCUAUGGCAACUAUUGAAAAACUCAGAAAGAAAUGCAAACAACAAAUCCUGGAUGAAGAAUCUGGACAACCGUAACAGUUCAUAUUGAAAGACCUCCCUAUUUACCACAAGGGCAUUGUUACUUUAAACGGACGGAUGGAUCUACUGCUGGAUACACUGCUUUUCCAGCUGAUUGAGUUUCUCAACUGAGUGUUUCUUUCUAGUGUUUUAUCAGGGGGCUUAUGUUCCUCCAAACAAUCUGCUACUAAAGAUACUUCAGGAUGACUGCACACUUUGUUAUAUUACAAGUAUUUAAAUGUCUCAGGACUGAUCUGUUUAUCACCAUGAGAAUUUAAAAAAAAAUUAUCAAAUCUUAAAUAGCAGGUUUAAAAAACUUCACAGCAGGGUGAACGGUCAUGUCGUAAUAAACUGUAUGUGAACGUU